Molecule: messenger RNA, 5718 nt
Organism: Mytilus californianus (California mussel)
Lineage: Eukaryota; Metazoa; Mollusca; Bivalvia; Mytilida; Mytilidae
Product: heat shock 70 kDa protein 12A-like
Exons: 16
Coding region: 73-2583 (836 amino acids)
Molecular function (GO): ATP-dependent protein folding chaperone; ATP binding
Source: RefSeq, a predicted model, not a curated record
GUCCUCGGCACCGAAUUACAUUAAAUAGAGUGUAGAUUUCAAAGUAAGACAGGACAUUUUAUGUGAUUAGAUAUGGAAGGUAUACUAAAGAAAAAAGUUUCAAUAAUGAGAGGUUUCGAAGACAAAUGGUUUAAACUAACGGAGAAUGGAUUUUUGGAAUACUAUGAGGUUAAACCUUCAACCAUAUCACAGGAUACAGAUGUCCCAGCAAACCAGAUACCAAGUUGUGUUAGUGGUUUUGGCAUGAAAGCAGGGGGACUAUUUGAUACGAGAUGGGACAGAAGAUAUUUUGUGUUAUCUGACCGAGAAUUCCAAUUUUUCAUAUCAGAAACUGCAACUACUCCACAAAGAACGGUUCCAAUUGAAGAUGUGAAAGGUGUAGCUAAUUAUAAUGGAUAUCCGGGUAAGCAGACGGUUUUUCAACUGGUAACGAAACACAGAAUUUUCUUCAUUGAGGUAGAGACCCAAUUGGAAUUGGACAAAUGGACAAAAGAGCUGUCUUACUGUUUACGAAAAAGGGAACAGCUCUGGUUGAAUCCGGAUCUUCGUGUGAUGAAAGGAAGAAUUUAUAUUGGGUUAGCGAGACUAGCACCCGAUAAAGAUGACUGUACAUUCCGAAUUAUAACGAACAGUGGGGCGAAACAUAUUCUUCGAAGUACUCAGUUAACGGAUAGACAAAAGUGGAUUGAUACAAUAUUGGAAACACAAAAGCGUGUCAAUAAAGAUAUGGGAGCUGUAGGUCGAAAGUUUAGAUGUAAAGGAGAAAAGUAUUCAGUAAAAGAAACUUCAUCAAAAGAAGAUAUAAUAGAUUCAUCUCUUAAACGUUCCCAUUCAGUUGGAGGCGUACAUGGAAAAUUGGUCAAUCAGACGAUGACAGUAUUUGGUGAACCAGAGGACACUAACACGUUCUCAAAACAAAACUGUGAGUUGGUCGCAGCUAUAGAUUUCGGAUCUUCAGACUCUGGUUGCGCAUUUUCUCUAUGUUCCGAUUAUAAGUGUAACCCACUUCAUAUACAAACGGAAUCUUUAGGAGGCAAUGGUUCAGAAACAAAAAAGUCUCCAACCGUUCUCCUUAUGAACCCAGAUGGUGAAUUUGCAGCUUUUGGUAAAAUAGCUGAACAACAGUAUGAAGAACUUGCCUUAGAUGAAGAAGAUAAAAAAUGGUUUUAUUUUCGUCGAUUCAAAAUGCAGCUUUUCACAAAGAAGGGCUUGAAUAAAGAUAUGAUGCUUGAAGAUAUCAAUGGAAGAAAAAUGAAAGCAUUAGAUGUCUUUGCUUGUUGCAUUGAAUAUAUAAAGAAUAAAGUUUUCAAACGAGCCGAGGAGGCAGUGCGUGGUCUCACAGAAGAGCGGGUACAUUGGAUGAUAACAGUGCCAGCCAUUUGGAACGAAUCGGCCCGGCAGUUCAUUAUUGCAGCAGCUACAAAGGCCGGAAUAAAUCCAGAGCUCCUUACCCUUGUGUUGGAACCAGAGGCUGCAGCUGUAUUUUGUAAAUAUGUAAAAAUACAGAGGAGCGUAACUGAAAACGUGGCAAACCUGGAAGUUUUUGAACCGGGAUCACAAUUCGUAAUCGUAGACCUUGGAGGUGGUACAGUAGAUAUAACAUGUAACGAAGUUAUUGAAACCGGACAACUCCGAGAGAUUUACCAUGCAUCCGGGGGUCCAUGGGGUGGAAACAUGAUUAACCUAAGAAUAUGGAAACUUAUCCGAUCUAUAAUUGACACUGCUUCCUUUGAUGCAUAUAUGGAAGAGAACACAUAUUCAAAAUUGAGCCUUUUGAAAGAAAUAGAAGAAGAGAAAAUGAAAAUAAAACCAAAUGAGCAAGCUGCUUUUAAACUUCCAUCAUAUUUGUCUAACACAAAAAUUAAAUAUAAAGGAGCAGAAAUAAUAAAGGAUAAAAUUCAUAUUAAUCCUGACGUCAUUUCGAAAGUAUUUGAAUAUGCCACAGAGCAAGUGUGCAAUCAUCUUUCAAAGGUUUUAGCAAGAGAUGAAACACGGAGUGUUAAAGCUCUGUUGCUUGUUGGUGGAUACGCAUCCUCUGAAAUUUUAAAGGAAACAAUAAAAAAGAGGUUUAAUAAAUAUAACAUAAUUUUUCCCUUCACACCUGAAUUGAUAGUUUUGAAAGGUGCAGUUAUCAUGGGUCAUGAGAGUCGGCCUAUUAUUGGUCGCUUGGCCCGUUUUCAUUAUGGCUUGGCAGUACCCAACGGAUUGAGAAUUAUUCAGAAAAAGGGAACAACUCAUCUGCACACAGAAUUUUAUCAAGAACUAACUUUCCUUCCACUCAUAUCUAAAGGAACCCCAAUACGUAUCGGCGAAGAAGUAGCACAGUACAGUUUCAUUGUUACGAGUGAAGAGCUGACAGACGUUCAAAUUGGAAUUUUAAUUUGCGAAGAUGACAAAGCUCCGAGCAGUAUUGCAGAAAACAGCUGUACCCAAAUUGGACAAAUUGAGGCUAAAAUUCCAGCACUAAGUAAAUUGACAGAAAUGACGAUAAUCAUAUCAUGUGAUGAAACAGAGUUUAAGGUAACAGCUGUUAUAGACGAACUCGGGCAUAGAUUUUCAGCACGCUGUUCAUUUUUGCAUUAAUUUUCUUAUACUGAACAUUCUGUGCAGAUAAAGGAACAGUGUAGAAAUAACCGUUUCAUUUCACCAAAUUAAGAGUCUUUUCUUGUAAAUCAUUAAAUAGGUACAAGUAGCUUGUUGUGAAAAUAAACAAUUUCCAACUACUAAUACACAAAGGUUAUCCGUGUUUAAAUGGUUCGUAUUUCUAGUUUAUUUAUUGAUUCAAAUAACAAUAAUAAAUGUGCUUUAAAUGAAAGAGGUGCGUUUAUGUCCUUUUCGGCCUACGAAAAUAAAGUGUUACAAACUCAGAUAAUAUUGUGAUAAAUUUACAGCAUAUUUUCACACAUAUUUGCUUACUUGGAAAUAUUGAGCACAUGUAAGAACGCAUAGAAUAGCAUAAAACUUGAUGCCACAACUUCGUUUGAUGUAACGUUAUGGACCUUAAACUACUCGUUUUUAUUUUAACAUUACCUCAAAAUUAAAACAAACAUAAAUGACCAAAUAUUGACUUAUUGCACCGUGUCUAUUAAACAAUAAGUAAUAAGGAAAGAGUGUGUAUGAUCAGGCCAUGUUUUAUCCCCUAGAAUUCGAAAAUUAAAUCGUUGACAUUAAAACAUUUCCAUCAUAUAUCAUCCUUCCGAUGUUAAAAAGACUUGUCUGUCCGGAAAUAUAGUUUCGCAUUUUGCCUUACAUAUUUGCAGAGGGACUUCGCAUUUUUUCUUUUAAUACAAAACUACAGAAACUGCAAAAAAAUAUCCUCAUAUUAAGAUGUUGUAUUGAAAAUGUUGACAACUUUAUUAUACAACUGUGAUUUUUAUAACCACCCAGUAGAAAUUUCACACAUAUUCAGGACGAGAAAUAACCAACAAUACAUCCAGUGGGUGGGUUCUAUAAAAUGGGUCGACCAGACUAAAAGCCAGGUAAUUAGGAUUACAACAGAUAAAAGAGGAUAUAAUAGAUAGGGAUAGAAACAUUGUCCUGCAACAGGCCACCUACGAAACCCUGAGAGUUGUUAGAAUUGUACUUUUACGUGCAUAGAGCAUGACACUUUCUCUACACGCGCCAACAGAUUUAACGUCCAUGCCAUUCUGUCCGAACGUGUCUGGUCCAUGUCUAUAAAAGAAUACGUAAAAAUGAAAGAGUGGUUAUGAAAAGCCCUUUUUCCUCCUUGUUCGAAAAUUAAAUCUUUUAACAUAUCGAUCAUAUAUCAUCUUUCAGAUGUUCACAAGACAUGUCUGUCGGGAAAUAUAGUUUUGAAUUUUGUCUAACAUUUUUGCUGAGGGACAUUACAUUAUUUUUUUUUAAUACAAAACUGCAGAAACUGCAUAAAACAGCCUCAUAUUGAGAUGGUUGUAAUGAAAAUUUUGACUUAUUAUGUAGGAAACAGUAACUGUGUGAAAUAACUUGUACUAUAUUACUUGUAAUGAUUGUAGUCUGAAACAUAUUCAUAAUUGAAACAAAUAAGUUUUAAUUAACAUUUAAUUAAGUAAAGUUGGAACAAUUACAAUAUUAUGAUUUUCUAGAAAUAUUGAAUUACUGUCAUUUGAAUAUUUGAUAAACUAUUUGAAGUUCAUGUUAUAAUUUACCAGUUCAUAGUAAUAAUCCAACUGGAUGUCUUGUAUUUUUGUGAUGAUCCAAUUGUAGCAACUGUACUAGUAGAUCGUAGUAAAUCUCGUAGUAAAUCCACGCACCUUGCUUGAAUUUUAUGAAUGAAAUGUACUGACAUGCGCAGUGGAACCCAUGUGUCCCUUGGGACGAUGUUUCAAUAAAAACACUAUUUUUACGUUUCGGCAACUGUUUUCAAAUACUCUUUGUAAUUCCUUUUAGUAUUUGUAGUCAACGUCUUCAAUGUUUUGUAGAUGUUAAUGCUCGCUAUCCUUGAUAUUUGUCAUUUUGGUUCGCCGGUGACACACAUAACUUUUGGCAAUGUUGUUUACGUAUUGUGACUUCCGGUGAAGUUUUAUUGGUGUAUUUUUAGCUACUAUAGAAAUUUGUUUAGUACCAUGUAAAAUUUGUUUAUUAUAUGACUGUUACUAAAAUUGUAUAUUAUUAUGAUUUUUGUAAUUUAUUUGAGAUUUCAAAUAUUUCGUUGGACAGCAAGCGCGCGAUCCAACAAUUUUCCAACUUUGCCAACAAUCCAACAUUGACGUAAUUUCGACGCUUGUUCGUCAGUUCUGCUUAAAUCUUUGGUCGUUACAGUUAGUAUUUUAUUUCGCUCAUCAGUAAUUUUUGUCAAAAUGGUUAAUUUUUCUCACAAACUUCAUUUUUUUUGGGGGUUAAAUUGUAAAGGAAAAUAGUAAAUUUAGCGUUUUCUAAGUUAGAAAGGAAUAUUUCAUUUUUAGCGGACUCUUAGGAGCCGGACUCCUACAUUUUUGAUCUUUUGCUUAAAGUAUUUUAUUCUUUUAGUAAAUUUAGGAAAGUUCUUAAAACUGUUUUAAAAUAUCUUUUGGGUUAAUUAUUGUAUUAUUGCUGGCAAAGCUUAAUUUCAAGUUUAUCUUUUAAAGUAAGAAUUAAUGUUAUUGUACAUUUAAAUUUAAAAUUGUAAUUCACAUUUACUGUUAACGUUUGUCUUAUUUUUUUAAUAAAUACAAUUAAAUAGGAAAACAUUUGGCAAUUAAGGGAUAAUUUCCUAAAGGUCUGGAAAUUAUAAUAAACAAAACAGUUUAUGUAAGGUAUAAACUGUAUUUCAUUGUUAGUUUUUAUUCAGGAAAGGUUCUGAAUAUAACUAAUAAUAAUAAACAUUUUUUUAUGUAACUGGUGAGGUAUCAGUUAUUACUAUAUACAAAAAUGUCAGAAAAAGGUAUUCUGACUAAAUUCACUUGAAAUUAGUAUUUUCUGUAAGGGUAAUUUAUUUUCUUGGUAAUAUAGCAGGACUCAGCCUUUUAUGUAUUUUUCUAACAUACCAACAUACAAUUAUAUUGGUAAUAGCAAGUGUUAUAUUUUUUUUAAAAUUGCACGGACAAAGUUAUCCUGCAAUCAUAAAGAUUUUAUUAAUCAUCUCUUGAGUGUAGAGAUAAAUUAUUACAUGUAUACUGAAUAGAUUCUUGUCAUAUCAUUUAAGAGUCUAUAAUUUAAUUAUCUUAUUACUUAAAAUUGUUGUUUAUCCUGAAUAUUAAUGAAAAUCUCUGAUUCUCAAAAUGAAUAAAAUAUAGAAACUUA